AUGAAUGUGUGAGGGAGAUGCGCGGUGAAAGUAAAAGAAGUUGAGGAUGCAACGAACCAGCCCAUAGACAACACAAAACACCAUACAGCAGAUGCAAUGUGGACGCCGAUAGAGACCGAUGCAGCAGACCUGAUUCACGAUGUCUCCUACGAUUACUACGGCCGGCGCAUGGCCGCAUGCUCAUCCGACCGCACCCUCAAGAUCUUUGACGUUGAUGCAGCAGGCGCCUGGCAAAUGACAGAUUCAUGGAAAGCAGCCGACGCUUCCAUCCUGGAAUGCGUCUGGGCACAUCCAGAACAUGGUCAAGUCGUUGCCUGCUGUUCCCUCGAUCGUACCGUGCGUAUCUUUGAAGAGACGGGCGGCGAGGGCAAGCGCUGGGUUGAACGCGCGCGACUUGUCGACGCACGCGCUGCCGUUCAUGAUAUAUGGUUUGCUCCACAGCAUCAAGGUCUGAGACUUGCUAGUGUCGCUGCAGACGGCAUUGUACGAAUCUAUGAAGCGCUUGAGCCCAAUAAUCUGAGUCAUUGGACGCUGAUGGAUGACUUUUCAGUGCUGGACGGUAGUGGUGGAGAGGACGACGGAGAGAUGGCUGUGGUCAAGAUGCCGCCGCGUGAAUCAGAGGCUUCCUUUUGCUUGACAUGGUGUCCGUCGCGCUUCGCUCAACCCAGUCUAGCGGUGGGCAGUAUGGACACGGUGCGUCUCUACGUACAAGAUGGUGCUUCUGGGAAAUGGCGACCGGCAGGUGAGAUUUCCCAUCCGGCACUGAUACGAGACAUCACAUGGGCGCCGAGUAUGGGCAGGUCAUGGCAUCAACUCGCAACGGCGUGCAAAGAUGGACAUGUGCGUAUCUUCAAGCUGGUAGAGUCGGAAGGGCGGUGGCAGACGCAGUGUAUUGGCGACUUUGAUGAUCACGGUCAACCCGUCUGGCGGGUCAGCUUCAAUGUCACAGGCACGAUUCUAUCAUCUGCUGGAGAUGAUGCCAAGAUACGGCUGUGGAAGAGCAGCUAUGGCGGUCAAUUUGCAUGCACAAGCGUCGUGUCCAUGAUACAAAGCUAGUACUUGUAGACUACUAACACGCUGAAGCUUAGUUGACCUUUUAUUCUGUAUACGCCUUGAAGCUAUACGUUUACGAAGAUUUGCCAUUGAUCUUA
Messenger RNA from Protomyces lactucae-debilis, 1151 nucleotides. RefSeq names its product putative nucleoporin. Gene Ontology annotation, cellular component: nuclear pore outer ring; Seh1-associated complex. The record is from RefSeq and is a predicted model, not a curated record. Gene Ontology annotation, molecular function: protein binding; structural molecule activity. Gene Ontology annotation, biological process: cellular response to amino acid starvation; positive regulation of TORC1 signaling. The transcript has a single exon. Bases 97 to 1056 code for a protein of 319 amino acids. NCBI's taxonomy places the organism in Eukaryota, Fungi, Ascomycota, Taphrinomycetes, Taphrinales, Protomycetaceae.